AUGCUGUGGCUAGCACCGUUCUGUUCCGAUCAGCAGGGAGCGGUGGCCAGAGCUACCGAGAAGAAGAUGACGCCGCCUCUGCUGGCGCUCCUCCUCCUCUGCCUCCAGGCCGCACACGCCGCCGCCGGCGCGGCCCCGAAGCCAACCCUAUGGCCGCACCAGUUCCACGCGACGCUGGUGCUGGACUACCACGGCAACCUGUCCAUCGCCGACCUCUGGUACGACUGGCCGCGGGGCCUGAACCUGCACAUCAUCCGCGACCAGCUCGCCGCCGACGCGCCGCUCUACGACGCCCAGUGGACCAACGGCACCUCCUUCUUCUACACCCCGGCGCGCCGGGAGUGCCGCCCCGUCGCGGUCGGCGUCGGCAUCCUGCGCCCCGACUGGCUCGCCUCCGGCGUCGCCUACGUCGGGCGCGCCCCCGUCGGCGGGUUCGACUGCCACGUCUGGACCAAGGCCGACUUCAUCACCUACUACGAGGAUGUGGCCACCAGGCGCCCCGUCAAAUGGGUUUUCCACACAACAGGGCGGAUCGCAAACGUGAUGAGCUUCGAGCCAGGGGCGGUGCCGGAGGCCGCGCAAUGGCAGGCGCCUGACUACUGUUUCGCCAAGCACGGCAAGGGAAUGGCCAAGGACAGCCUCAUCUCUGAUCCUGACGGACAUGGCGAUGAGAGCUUCAUCCCCAAGAUGAGAAUGCUGAGAGGUUAAUUAGGCUAUAUCGCGGAGUGGAAUAAUUAUGACCGCUGCUGUUGAUGAAUGUGUUGGUCUCGAUCGGCGUUUGAUGCCUAGUGCAGUGACAUGACCGUGCUGCUGCUGAUCAAGUGUCUGUAAAUGGUGCUGUCUUCAGCCAUCAGCUGUUUUUGCGUGGAAAUCGAUCUGUUUACAUAGUCUGGCAA
Molecule: messenger RNA, 896 nt
Organism: Lolium rigidum
Lineage: Eukaryota; Viridiplantae; Streptophyta; Magnoliopsida; Poales; Poaceae
Exons: 2
Coding region: 1-708 (235 amino acids)
Source: RefSeq, a predicted model, not a curated record